AUGCAGGGGGGGUUAACUAGAAAAGUGGUCACUAUUGCCAAAUCCAAGAAGUUUCGGGAUCACCACGGGAAGGUUCUGCUGGAGGGUCACAGGCUGAUCAAGGAUGCCCUGGAGGCAGGAGCUGUGCUGCAGACUCUCUUCUUCAGCACCGUGGGGCAACUGAAGGAGCUGCCUGAGGCAAGGCUGAAAGGAGCCAACUUAGUGAAGGUGAAAUUUGAAGACAUUAAGACCUGGUCUGACCUCGUAACUCCUCAGGGGCUGAUAGGGAUCUUUUCCAAGCCCAACCAUGCCAAGAUGUCUUACCCUGCUGCUCAGCUAACCAGCUCCUUGUCCCUGCUCCUCAUCUGUGACAAUAUCCGAGAUCCAGGAAACCUGGGGACUAUCCUGAGAGCUGCAGCAGGAGCAGGCUGUGAAAAAGUGCUGCUCACCAAAGGCUGUGUGGAUCCAUGGGAACCAAAGGUGCUCCGUGCAGGCAUGGGCGCUCACUUCCGUCUGCCCAUCAUUGCCAACCUGGACUGGGAAUCCCUUCCUGAAAACCUCCCUGCUGGCAUCCAGGUCUGCGUGGCCGACAACAAAGACCCCGGCGCGUCUGAGCGGAGCGGAGCUGGUGGGGCUGGUUCUGCUCCUGGCAACCUGAAGUCUCCUGUGAAAUCCCAGCCCAAGGCUGCUCCUGAGCGUGAGGAUGAGGAGGGAGAGGCAAGUGCCUGCAUCCCAGAGCUGGCCACGCAGUGCUACUACCAGGACUGGACAGGGAGGACACCAGUGGCCCUGGUGAUCGGCGGGGAGACCCACGGGCUGAGCCUGGAGGCGCUUCAGCUGGCAGCCGGCACCGGGGGGAAGAGACUGGUCAUUCCUGUGGUGCCAGGAGUGGACAGCUUGAACUCUGCUAUGGCUGCUGGCAUCGUGCUCUUUGAGGGGAAGAGGCAGCUGCUGCACAGGCACAAGAAAGAAGAUGAAAGGCAAAAGUUCCCUGUAGUUGGUUGA
This is a messenger RNA of Chaetura pelagica (chimney swift), 984 nucleotides long. RefSeq names its product RNA methyltransferase like 1 (gene MRM3). The transcript has 4 exons. The coding region runs from base 1 to 984 and encodes 327 amino acids. Gene Ontology annotation, molecular function: RNA methyltransferase activity; RNA binding. Gene Ontology annotation, biological process: RNA processing. The record is from RefSeq and is a predicted model, not a curated record. NCBI's taxonomy places the organism in Eukaryota, Metazoa, Chordata, Aves, Apodiformes, Apodidae.